Molecule: messenger RNA, 1279 nt
Organism: Aethina tumida (small hive beetle)
Lineage: Eukaryota; Metazoa; Arthropoda; Insecta; Coleoptera; Nitidulidae
Exons: 3
Coding region: 292-1251 (319 amino acids)
Source: RefSeq, a predicted model, not a curated record
CUUGAAAGCCCCCGUAAAAUGGCGGUUACAUAGUCUGGUUUACUGUUACUUGGAUGAUCUAUGUUUAUUUUUAGGAUUUUCAGUGAUUUUGAUGAACCAAAGCAAGAAAACGGGUGUCAUAAAAAAGGACUUUCCACGCGAAUGGUUCGUAAGAAUCUAAUCCACCACUCAGUUUUUAGAUUGUGGUUUAAGACAUUUCAAUUAAACUGAAGGUGUUUAAGAAGACUAGAAGUGAUACCCUAAUCCAUUCAAUGUUAAAUUAUUGAAGUAAGUUAAUCCAACAACUCCAGGAUGUCUGAAUUAUUUCAAUAUGGACUUAGUAGCCGCGGAAGCAAAACACUGAAUUAUCAAGGUUAUGAAUACAUGAGACACCGUAUAACUGCCAGUUGUGUUUCCCAUUGGCGCUGCAUAAACCGAAGUGCCAGAAAUUGCAGAGCGAUCAUGCAUACCAUGGGAAAUAAAAUAGUGAAGCAUCCGACAGAACAUACAUGUGACGGGACAACAUCUUCAAAUCAAAUGGAUAAUUCAAAUAUAUCCAAACAUACUUUAGAAAAUCUAAAUCUUGUAAAUGUCAUUUUCACUGAUGACCUUGACACUAUAGACCCUGUGAAUAAGUUCAUGGGCAAAGAAGAGGUCCAAUCACCGCUUGAGAAAAAUGUUAGUAUCCCAGAGCCUGAAAGUACAGACAGAAAUCUAUUCGAGUUCGAAUACCAGACAUAUCUGGAGUCUGAGAAGACAGACCACAGUUCGAGCAGCCCUAUAACUCAAUAUUUGAUUCAAGUACAUCCAGAGAAAAAUGCAACAAGAGAGCAGUUGGUAACUCCACCGGUGGAUAAUAACGUAUACUCACAACUAAUUUUUUCGGAAAAAGAUGAAGGCUCGGCUCAAAUUCAAACUCCUGUAAAUAUAAAGCAAGAGACGUUAAAUGAGCAGACAAUCAACGAAGGGCUUGUGCAAGAAGAAUUGGAUAUAAAGGAUGAAGAAUUUAUUUCACCGGGUGAAAACAACAAUCAAGAGUUAGCUGAGGAUAAUAAUUUUUCUCCUAUUACUUUGAGUAGUAGAAGGAAGAGAAGAAGCACCGAAUUCUUUAACAAUGAUGAGUUAUUCAACAUUCGGUUGAAGGCGGCAAAAUUAGAAUACCAGAAAAAGAAAGAGGAACUAAAUUUCCUUAAGAUGAGGGUACAAAACGAAAAACAACAUAACGAACUGAGACUGAAAAUCAUGCUUCAGGAAUGUCACAAUCUUCAAUAAAUAUACAUUAAAAUUUUGAAAUAUAUAA